UACACUCGUUUAGGGCCGGUGCAUGCUCUCGCCAAAAUCUGCCCUUUAUUCAAAGCCUUCCACACCUGAGACCAUUAGAUCUUGUGAUCUAUUGCUGCUUCCACAUGGCGCCUGAUCCCUCUGGACCAAGUCCCAUCUCUCAUUGCCACUGGUUUUGUUGUGGGUAGAUGUUGAACUGUUGUCUAAACAUCUGUGCACAUCUGCUGCCAAUUACGUCUUUUUCUGCCUAAUCCCACCCCCAGCCAAGUCAGAAGGCGAUAGGUUUUCUCAGGAAUCCUUUGAAAGAUUAUCAUCAUACUGUGAUGCAGGGCAUUUUUUUAUACUUACGUGUAAGUUUCCUUAGGAUUGAAUGCUUUAAUCAAAUGAAAACUGUCUGUAUUAUUCCACGAUCCUUUGUCAUUAUGUGUUUGAUGUCUUAGAUUCAUGUAAAUGUCUGAAGGGUAAAUACACAUGUGUGUUCUGGACACCUCUUAUGCUGUAAUACAAUUGACUUCUUUAUUUUUAACAAAUUGAUUGUUUCACAUGUUGAUGGAUGAGAAGUUCUUCAGCAAAUUUUACAAUCGCCCAUGAUCAGUGUGUCUUUUGACUUCUUUUAUUACUUUAAACAGCACAUUCUGCUCUUCACACCAAAUAAAUAAUCAAAUAAUUUGAAUAAAUGAUCAAAUUCUGCACAGCUGAAUGAUCACUGACUUGCAAAAAACGCUAACGGAAAUCAAAGUGUGACACAUACAAUUCUCCAACAAGAGCUCAGCCAUCAACAACCAAUAAGUGUCUGUAGGUGUGGAUUGAAAAUGUUGUUUGAUUUGUUCUAACUUGAGAUUUUUCUCCAUAGUUUUCUUAUCUCCUUAAAGACAGAGAUAAUCUACCCGGUCAAAAUGGUCCUUCUCUUGAUUUUUCGCUCAUUUCCUCAUGGUUAAUGCUCUGUGCUAAACAAGGUCCAAAAGCAGGUGUUGGUCUGGCCACAGUUGUUAUCUCCUUUGUGUUCACCACGUACUACAAUGUGCUCAUGAGCUGGUCACUUUACUAUUUCUUCAACUCAUUUGAGGCGACACUUCCUUGGAAAUCCUGUAACAACACUUGGAACGUCGUGGAAAACUGUUCCCGUGGCUUCGUCGACAAAGACGUAUACCUGCAGUCUGCCAGCCAGCAGUUCUUUGAUUACAGGCUUCUGGAGAAAACUGCCGGGAUUGAAGAAAGUGGUGGCAUUCGCUGGGAACUCUUUGGCUAUCUCAUUUUUGCCUGGGUCAUCGUGUAUCUAUGCAUAUUUAAAGGAGUCAAAUCCACUGGCAAGGUUGUGUAUUUCACCGCCAUAUUUCCGUACUUUGUCCUGUUCGCCCUGCUCAUCAAUAACUUGCAGCUUCCCGGUGCCAAAAAAGGUAUCCUCUACUUUGUGACACCAGUCUGGAGCAAGCUGUUCACAGUGAAGGUUUGGGUUAACGCGGCCGCCCAGGUGUUUAACUCCAUUGGAAUAGCGUUUGGAUCCCAGAUUUCGUUGGCUAGCUACAACAAGUUCAACAACAACAUUCUCAGGGAUACUUUGAUUGUGUCAUUAACCAAUUCAUUCACGAGUAUCCUGGCUGGCUUUGUGAUUUUCUCAGCCGUUGGGUACAUGGCUAAUAUAUAUAACCUCCCAGUGGACAACAUUGCUACAGAUGGUCCUGGAUUGGUGUUUGUUGUUUACCCUGAAAUCCUGUCCACCAUGCCUGUCUCCCAGUUGUGGGCCCCUCUGUUCUUUUUUAUGCUUCUUUGUCUGGGGCUCGACAGUCAGUUUGCAACCGUUGAGGUGGCUGUGGCAUUCGUUAAAGACGAGUACGGCCCCAGAAUUCUGCAGUAUAUAAAACGAGAGGAGCUGAUCACCCUGGCUGUGUGCCUCGUCUCCUUUCUCUUAGGACUCCCUCACAUUACAAAGGGAGGAAUCUACGUGUUUCAGCUGAUGGACCACUACACUGCCGUGGUUUCUCUCGUCUUCUUGGCUUUCUUUGAAGUCUUGGCUGUCUGUUGGAUCUUUGGAGUCUCUCGUAUCUCGAUAAUGAUCAAAAAGAUGCUGGGGAAAGCUCCAAACCUCUACUUUCGCAUCUGUUGGAUGGUGCUCUGUCCCAUAUUGAUGCUGGUGAUACUGAUCUCCAGCAUUGCCCAGUACACUCCCGUUCACUAUGGGAAGUACAGUUACCCGGCAUGGUCUGAGUGGGUGGGCUGGGCCGUGUCACUUAUCUCCAUAGUGUGGAUCCCACUCGGUGCUAUUCAAGAGAUCUGCAAAAACAAAGGCUCCUUCCGUCAGAGGCUGAAAACGGCCAUAACUCCCACAGUAGACCUGGGUGCUGAGUAUCCAUCGUCAGAAAAACAGAAUCUAGACCUGCAGAUGUCUGAAACCUUGUUGAGUUCAGUGGUGUGACGAGACAGGACCCAAAACCGAAGACACAGUUCCAUGUCGAAUAUUGAACAUGUUGAAUGUCUUGAACUCUAUUCGCUGUGGUAUAUAUAUAUAUAUAUAUAUAUAUAU
This is a messenger RNA of Solea senegalensis (Senegalese sole), 2500 nucleotides long. RefSeq lists its product as uncharacterized. The coding region runs from base 917 to 2392 and encodes 491 amino acids. Gene Ontology annotation, cellular component: membrane. Lineage: Eukaryota; Metazoa; Chordata; Actinopteri; Pleuronectiformes; Soleidae. The transcript is spliced from 13 exons. Gene Ontology annotation, biological process: sodium ion transmembrane transport. The record is from RefSeq and is a predicted model, not a curated record.